UUUCGUUUUCGUGACAUCGAAUCUUUCAGUACGCAGUCUGAACGGAAAGAACACAUCCUGAAAUAUUAAAUGAGGUUACAUUGCUACAACAUUAGAUGGCGACAAGACGUCUUUAUGACCAAGGUUUCGGUUUCCAUUCUGAGUUAGACACUCCCAUCUCUAGGAGCGGUCAAUAAAGCCUGCACCACCUUCCUUUUCAAACAGGCUCUGUAAAAUUUAUCAUACAGACGUCCUAGAUAAGCCAAGGCUUCAGUUUCCAUUCUGAGUUAGACACUCCCAUCUUUAGGAGCGGUCAAUAAAGCCUGCACCACCUUCCUCAUCAAACAGAUUGUGAAACAUUUAUUAUACAGACGUCCUAGACAAGGUAUGGAUCCGGACAGAACUUUGAGAACAAAACUUCUCCAGUUGGAAUGCCACUUUACCUGGGCUCUGAAGAAAGAUGAUAUAGAUCUAAAGGAUAUUCUCAAUAGACUGCAAGAACAGAUUAAGUUGUACCUCGGAAAGAAAGAUGAACUUGCCCGAACUUACAGUGCUUUGGCAUAUGUCCAGUUCCUUCUGGAGUUUCACGAGGAGGCACAUAAUAAUCUCAUGACAUCCGUGAAGCUACUCAUGGAAUGCCACCAGGAUGAAUUUCAUAAAACUCUUAUUGUCACUUACGGAAACCUUGCCUGGUUAAACUACCACAUGAAGAACUACACAGAAUGUGAAGGUUACCUGAAGAAGCUUCAGAAGAUAAAUGAAACCUUUCCCACUGAGUGUUCAUCUAUUCCAGAGGUGCUAGGUGAAAAGGGAUGGACUUUUCUUAAAUUCUCACGCAAAUAUUACAACAGAGCCAAAGAAUGUUUCAGGAAGGCUUUAGAACUGGAACCAGAGGAAGGCGAUUGGAAUGCUGGUUAUGCCAUUGCUCUGUAUCGCACUGAAUAUGAGAGUUUCACUGUGGAGAAUUCGCCUACAAUAAAGCAGCUGAGACGGGCCAUUGACACAAAUCCAGAGGAUGACGUUCUCAAAGUCCUCUUAAGCAUGCGACUGAUUGUUUACAAAAGGUACAAAGAGGCUGAUAGUUUGGUAGAGAAGGCUUUAGAAAGAUCUCCAGAUCACCCACAUGUCAUGCGAUAUGUUGCAAAAUUCUUCAGGAGUCAAGGAAGUGUGGACAGGUCAAUUGCUCUUUUGAAGCGAGCGCUUGAAAGCUCACCCAAUUCAAGUUUCAUACAUCAUCAGUUAGCUCUUUGCUAUAAGUUGAAGAAAAUCCAACUGAUGCAGGAGCAAAGUCACCAUGCCAAAGGGUCAAGAAUUCAACAGAUUCGCAAUCAAUGCAUCUAUCAUUUAGAAAAGGCCACCAGCCUGACAGCCUCCUUCAUUUCUGCAAUGAGCGAUCUAGCGCUGCUUUAUGGAGAGAACCAGGAUAUGUCACGGGCUGAGGAGCUGUUUCAGGUCACUUUCAAAGCAGCCGGAGAGAAAAACGACAAUCUACAUGUUGUCAAUUUUUUUUAUGCUGAAUUCCAGCUCUACUGCCACAGAUGUGAGCCAUUAGCUGUCAAACACUACAUGGAAUGUCUGAAGAUUAACCCGGAUUCAGUCGAAGGGAAGAGAAGUAGCUGCAGUUUAAAGAAGAUCGCUGACAAACGAAUUCAGAGAAACUUGCUGGAAGGGGAGGCUUAUGGGAUACUGGGGUUUCUUCAUAAGUUAAAAGGGGAGAAACGUCAAGCCAUUGAGUGCUAUGAGAAAGCUUUGAGUUAUGAAGACAAUGAUGAGUUCCUCAGUAACCUUAGUGAACUCAGGCUGUCCUUACAGUAAAGUCAUCACAUAUUAUGUGCUUACACUAUCAGUUGUACAUAAUGUAAUAUGCAUUUGAUUGUGCUCCAUGUACUGACACUUUAUGGCUAUUUAUUCUAUAAAUGUAUAAUGAAGAUUAAGUCAGAAAAAAAUAAUCACAAAAUAUACAGUAUACUCUACCUUUAUGUUUAUGUUCUAAGAUUAAUGUAAUAAAGGCAUAACAUCUAUUUGGCUAAAAAUAUUUUACAGGAUUUGUAAACUUUCAUUAUCCAAAGGCACUUUGCACUAAGAGCUUAAAAGUUUAAAUAAAAUUAUAAUAUAAAUAUAA
Molecule: messenger RNA, 2101 nt
Organism: Cyprinus carpio (common carp)
Lineage: Eukaryota; Metazoa; Chordata; Actinopteri; Cypriniformes; Cyprinidae
Gene: ifit10
Product: interferon-induced protein with tetratricopeptide repeats 10
Biological process (GO): defense response to virus
Cellular component (GO): cytosol
Molecular function (GO): protein binding
Source: RefSeq, a predicted model, not a curated record